AUGAAGACUUUCCAGGCCUUUUCCUACGCUCUACUUGCUACUGCAGCAAGUGCUUACAAUCUGCAUUUCCUUCUUGGCACACAAUGCAAUGGAGAAAACCUUGACAAUCUCAUUGGCAAUGAUGCGAUUAAGGCUACGUUGAAUAGUGAAGGAUGCUCUACCUUCGGCGUUACUAGCAAUGCCCAGUCAAUUGAAAUUGAGGAAGAGAGUGGUGAUGAUGGCAAAGGUUUCUCAUUCUGGCUAGAUGAUGGAUGUGCCGAACCUUACGAACAAUUGACUGAAGGUUGUAUUAACAUUGUUGGCGAUCUUUCAGUGGGAUCUUGGUCAUUGGGUAAAGCCAACUAA
Messenger RNA from Penicillium angulare, 345 nucleotides. RefSeq lists its product as uncharacterized. The transcript has 3 exons. Lineage: Eukaryota; Fungi; Ascomycota; Eurotiomycetes; Eurotiales; Aspergillaceae. The coding region runs from base 1 to 345 and encodes 114 amino acids. The record is from RefSeq and is a predicted model, not a curated record.